Paramormyrops kingsleyae is the source of this 5270-nucleotide messenger RNA. RefSeq names its product TSC22 domain family protein 4 (gene tsc22d4). Lineage: Eukaryota; Metazoa; Chordata; Actinopteri; Osteoglossiformes; Mormyridae. Gene Ontology annotation, biological process: regulation of transcription by RNA polymerase II. The record is from RefSeq and is a predicted model, not a curated record.
AUUGUCAUCAGUUAGCUAAAGUAAAAUAAACAUGUAGAUGGUUAGAUGGAAGUCUGUGUGACCCCCACCAUAGUCCAGCAGUACAAAUAUUAGCAAAGAAGGGAUCGACCCCGCGAGGACGGAAAAGGGAGCAAAACUGGGGGAACGAGCUCAGCAUCAACAGAAACAUGAAGCGCGUCUUUCUCAAGCGCCUGAUGCGAGUUAGCACGCUGUGUAUAGGUAGUUAACUGGGAGAAACAUUUUUUUGCACAUUGGGUGUGGGGUAAAGGUACUAUUUAGAGACAAGCCCUAAAGUAGCAAGGCGACACAUGCGGAAUAUUCUACGGGAUCCCCGUCGCUCGUUCGCGUCAAGCUCCGCGUGGACAACUUUUUGGAAAUUGCACGACUUUAAAGCACUGAGAUUGGAUGAGCGGAGCCCUAAUGCGGCUGGAAAGCUCACGGGAGCCCGGCGGGAUGCACGCGUCUCCUUCGGCGUGACAGCGGAGCCAGUCUCGGAGCCCGUCGGGAGACGCGCAGCUCUCAGACACGCUCUUUAAACGUCCUGCCGCUAGCUGGCUCGGCUAAGCCCCACUUAGCGAGGCCCACUUCGGUGCGAGCCGCGGAAUUACUCACACUUUUCAUCUUCUGCGGCCAGAGGUUGGACGUUUCGGCACGUUUCACACGGUAUCCCACUUCAAGACGGUUGGGUAUAUUUAGAAUGCAGAGUUGUGCAUGAUUGCAAUAUACUGCUAUAGUUAAAUGAUCGGUCGUAAACAGAAGUCCUAAAUAAGGCUUUUAUGCUCCUUUAAAAUUAAAAAGCUAGUUCGACAGUAGUAUGUACGCAGAUGUCGUAGAUGAUUUUAAACGAUGCUGAGGCCGUUUUAAGUACAAUAGGCUAUAAUCUGUGGACUUUUUUUAAAAAAAAAGUAUGUUUACAUUCUUGAUGUGUUUGGUUUAUGCUGCGUCCUGUUAUAAUUAAAUUUACAGUGAAAUUACCUAUGGGACAGAGAUGGGGCACGGACUGAGGAAGUACGCGUGAAAGUACAAGGGAAAUUAAGUCAUUUUUGCUUGUUUUUGGGUAAUACAUAGCAAAUGUGUAACUGUAAGUGAUGUGUUCGAGCAUUUCCAGGUAGUUGAAAUCCAGUAUUUGCCAGACAGGUCCUGUCAUGCGCCGUCGAGUGUUUUUUUCCGUUUACAGUACAGGACGGUGUGCAGUGGAGCAUUAUACCGCAAAAGCAGUGCGUAGUGUUGCUGUAGCAGUCAUUUCCAAAUGGAAAAACGCAACUGUUGUUGAAAUUUGAAAAGAUGACUUUGUUUACUAUUCACCAGGUUAAAUUACUGAGUUAUAUGAGGUCAUAACGCUUAUUAUUAUUAUCAUUAUUGAAGAACAAAAUUAGAUCGUUUCUGGCGGUUUUCCCUGUGCGUAAAUUUUACACCGUAUUGUACGGUUUGCACUUUAUAACCCAGUGGUUUCACGUUCGACUAAAUCAGACUUCCGACUUUAAACUGGCAUCUAAUGUUGCCGUAUGUGACAUCUAUAAAUACCAGGCGAUGUGUUGGUGCCAAUUCACAGACCCUUAAUCAGACAUACUAUUGCGUAAUAGCUUGGCAGCUUCCUACCACGUUUUUGGAGGAGGAGCCUGGACACAGUCCAGUUUCUCGUAUUUAACUAAGCGUAUGUUUAAAGGGCUUGAUAUUUGUUUUGCAGACGUGUUUGUAAUCCGUGUUGAUUUUAAAUUAAGUUUGACAGUUUAUCUUGAACACACUGGUGAAGCAAGCCAAAUUCGUUUUAUGAACUUUUUAGAAGUUGCCCGAUGCACCUCUGACGGGCACUCUUCCGUUUUGAGUAAUAUUAAAAAUUGAACUAGAAGCCGAUAUACAUUGUAUAUUUUAUCGGAACUCUCAGCAGUAGUUUUUGUUUCUGACUUUGUGUUUACCUGCCCGUUGGGAGAUGUGACCUCACUGAGCAUAAGAGGUAUGCCGCUGCUUUAAGAAUGUGAGCACGAGCUUAACAGACAAGAAAAAGGUGUGCCUUAUGGGCUGGGAAACAUGAGCGGCGGCAAGAAGAAGAGUGGCUUCCAGAUCACCAGCGUCACCUUGGAAUAUGGCCAGGCAUCCGGCGAGCCCUCGCCCCCACCGGCGUCCAUGGGAAAGGAGGUGGCCGGCGGGACUGGGACCGACAGGUUCGCGCGGCCCGAUGAUGCCGGGGACCACAAGCUUCCAGCCAGGUCUGGCAGCCUGGGCGGGGAUGAAGUGGUCCGGGGGAAAGGUUCUGCCCCCAAUGGUCCCACCCUGCUGGACGUGAUCAGGACGGUGCAACCACACACCAGCUGCAGCCAGCCCAGCACCCCCGCGGCUGUGCGCCGGCAGACGGGGUCCCAGGACAGUGUGGGGGCCCAGUCCCCGCAGGCAUCCCGCUUCCGUGUGGUGAGGCUGGGCCACGGCCUGGGAGAGCCGUACCGCCGUGGCCGCUGGACCUGUGUGGACUUCCUGGAGCGGGAGGGUGGAGAGGAGCGCGGCUUGAGGCGCGUCAUGGACAGCAUGCGCCACGCCCACUCACUGGAGUCACUGGAGACUGUGGGGCUGGGUGGGGCCGAGGGGCCCGGGGGUGGGGCUUUGCUGAAGCCCUUGGGGCAUGUGCGUGCCCUCCGUGCCGGUCACCUGGUUCACUCACAGGGCACCACCCACCUGCGUGCGCCACACCUGGGGGGUGGGGCUGACGAGCUCCUGGCCAAGCCCCGCCCCUCAUCUAGUGGGCCGCCGUCCCCUUCGUCCUCCUCGCCCUCCCCCUCUCGCAAGGAGCGCUUCAGCGUCAGGCUGGUGAGCACGGGUUCGCUGCGGUCCUCCCUCUCCUCCCCCACCUCUCAGCCACCAGAGCCCCCGGUGUUCUCCCCACCGCGUUACCGGCACGUCCCCGCCCCUCUGCAGCUGGACAUGGACAUGGGAGGGAAGCCUCUAUUUCGAGAAACCCUCUCUCAGCCCAGCUCCCCUGGCCCCUCCUCUUCGCGAGAUGGCGCCUUCCAACAGAGUGCCAACCCUGUGCCUACCCCCUCUGCACUCAGCUUGGCGCAGUCUGUUUUUGGGGUGGGCGGGACCUUCGACCUCAGCGACGACAGCGGCUCCAGCACCAGCAUGAUUGCAAUUGACAACAAGAUUGAACAAGCCAUGGACCUGGUGAAGACCCACCUGAUGAUGGCUGUGCGGGAGGAGGUGGAGGUGCUGAGGGAGCAGAUCAAGGAGCUGACGGAACGCAACGCGCAGCUGGAGAGGGAGAACUAUAUCCUCCGGGCCCUUCAGGAGCGAGACUGAGGGAGCCGGGACAGCAGGAGAGCGAGGGAAGCCUUUGGCCCCUAGACCCCGGGGAGAAGGAGGGGGAGAGACAGAGAGAGCACGUUCCAGAAACGUCGGCAAUGCGUCCGGCUGAUUGUACGAUUACCCGAUUGGUUAGUCUUCUAGAGGAUCAUGGGAAACUGAAACGCCAAGUCAGCCGAGAUGCAGUGAGCUACAGAGGGAGAAAUAAACAAGAAAGGAGAUGAAUGGAGGAUGGACUACAAGAGCAGGAGGUGGGAAGUGUGGAUGAUCAUGGAGGAUGGGGAAGGGGAGCCAUCUGACUGGCAGCCUUGAGUGCCAAGACCCCUGCAGUGGGGUACCCCUCUGUAUCCCACACACACACACACACACACACACACAGAGGUACACAUGUAAUUACACUAUCAAACAUAAUGUGCAUGUUCACAAGUGAAAAUGCACACCAGGAGCGUCAAUAGAGAUUUAUGGAAAGCCUUUCCAUUUUAAAGAAAAUGAAAGAGGACACACAAAUAAAAUAGUGUGCAUUUAUUUUGAGGAGACUGAAGAACAUUUUAGGGGGGGCUAAAGCCCUCCUAAAACAGCCCCAGCCGACACAUAGCAGCACGGGGGGCUACUAAAAACUCAGUGGAAUACAUGGGUACAAACGUGUAGUGACACACAGGUACACGAGCGCAGAUGCCUGUAACACACUAACACACAAACUCUGUAUCUCGAAGGAAGCGUUCAGUUCUAAUCAUACGGAGUGAAAUAUGAAGCAUCUUUAAUAACUUUUAAUGAUGAUUAACGCAGGUGGUGUUGAUGAUAAUGGUAAGAAUUCUUUGCAGUGUAAAAAUUUAAGCUGCUUUUUUGGCUAAUUUAUUGGUCUCCUGCUAGGAGAGAAGGAGCCUGGUUGGGUUUUGUUUGUGGCUUUUCUGCUUUUAUUGCAUGUUGAGGUCUUUGGUUUUGCAUACUAGCUAUUUUACUGCACCUUUUUAGCCAUCAAUUAAACUUAAAAGGAAGGGCUAUUUUUUCGUUACUGAGGCACAUGUUGGGACGCUAGUCGAGGCCCAGAGGGACCCCAAUGUCCCCCCCCCCCCACUAUAGUCACUGUAUUUUCACCAACCUGACUUUAGCGACCUGAAGAGACGUCUGUCUGCCCUCGAAAAGCCUCCUGUUAUUUACACCACAUUUUAAUUUCACAUUUAUUUAAAAUCUUAUCAUGCUGUGGAACCAUCAAGAUUCCGGUCAGCUGAGUCUUUACUGGAGAUAUUUAAAAUUUUGUCUACAAUCCCAUAAAUCUGUGACAUGGUUUGUUUUUGCUUUUUUAACCACCUGCCUGGGAAAUUGAAUGUGUAAUAAUACACUGUGCCAGGCAGUGAUUGAUUACAUUGUGCCAAAGCUGUUUUUUUUCCUUCUGAAUACAGAUAUUAAAGGGGAUGAGUGGAAAUAUUGUGUUUUUGUGGUCUUAACAUGUCGGCUUAUUUGCCUGAGGUGGUGGACGGACUCACUCCUCUGAGGUUAGAUUCCACUAGAACGGGCCGGUCCCAUGACGGAACCGGGAACCAGCCUGGGUUGAUAUAUACAUGAGGCGAAGACUGUUGCUUUAUCGAGGGACCUGCAGACCCCUGACUGUUACUGUCAAGACCCAGGGAGUUUUGUGGAGACUAUCUUGAACACCAUAACAGGUUUCCUUACAAAACACAUGCACACCAAGAUAAUUAACUCUAGUGGUACAAGUCCAGUAGUUGCAUGAUUUCCUCAGCAGGGGCAUCAUACUUGAUUUAAAAGCAGCUCCAGCAAUCUGCUCAUUCAUUUUUGUUUUAUUGUGAAAGGGGCUUAAAGAUUCUCUGAGACUGUUACAUCAGAGGGUGUUUUUAAUUCUUUUCUAGGAUAUUAGUAUUUUAAAAACAUCCUUUUCUAAAAUGGGGUACAAAGUAUUAAUUGUUUGUAACUGUACAAAUUGCAAAAGGAAAAAUAGGGUCUAAUAAAUAACUUUUACUAAA